Messenger RNA from Ochotona curzoniae (black-lipped pika), 2887 nucleotides. It is a transcript of the gene ITIH3, whose product is annotated as inter-alpha-trypsin inhibitor heavy chain 3. The transcript is spliced from 21 exons. NCBI's taxonomy places the organism in Eukaryota, Metazoa, Chordata, Mammalia, Lagomorpha, Ochotonidae. Gene Ontology annotation, molecular function: serine-type endopeptidase inhibitor activity. Bases 3 to 2810 code for a protein of 935 amino acids. The record is from RefSeq and is a predicted model, not a curated record. Gene Ontology annotation, biological process: hyaluronan metabolic process.
CCAUGGCAUCUGCUCACUGGGCCAGCCUCCUCUGCAUUCUGCUCUCAGGCUUGGCUGCCUUGGGCUUCCCGAGGAACCCAGUCCGACUGCUGGAGAAACGGAGCCUCCCAGCAGUGGUGAAUGGUAUCGAGAUCUACAGCACCAAAAUCAACUGCAAGGUGACCUCCCGCUUCGCCCACAAUGUCGUUACCACCAGAGCCGUCAACCGUGCAGACACAGCCAAGGAGGUGUCUUUUGAUGUGGAGCUGCCCAAGACAGCCUUUAUCACAAACUUCACCUUGACCAUCGACGGUGUGACUUACCCUGGCCAAAUCAAGGAGAAGGAGGUUGCUAAGAAGCAAUAUGAGAAGGCUGUGUCCCAGGGCAAGACCGCCGGCUUGGUCAAGGCCUCUGGGAGGAAGUUGGAGAAGUUCACCGUCUCAGUCAACGUGGCUGCGGGUAGCAAGGUCACCUUUGAGCUCACCUAUGAAGAGCUGCUGAAGCGGCACAAGGGCAAGUACGAGAUGUACAUCAAGGUGAAGCCCAAGCAACUGGUCAAGCACUUUGAGAUCGAUGCACACAUCUUUGAGCCCCAGGGCAUCAGCGUGCUGGAUGCUGAGGCCUCGUUCAUCACCAAUGACCUCCUGGGCAGCGCCCUCACCAAAUCCUUCUCCGGAAAAAAGGGCCACGUGUCCUUCAAGCCCAGCUUAGACCAGCAGCGUACGUGCCCCACCUGUAACGACUCCCUCCUCGAUGGGGACUUUACCAUCACCUACGACGUGAACAGAGAGUCUCCAGCCAACAUACAGAUAGUCAAUGGCUACUUUGUACACUUCUUUGCACCGCAAGGCCUCCCAGUGGUGCCCAAGAACAUAGUCUUUGUGAUCGAUGUCAGCGGCUCCAUGGCUGGGCGGAAACUAGAGCAGACAAAGGAUGCCCUCCUCAAAAUCCUGGAUGACAUGAGAGAGGAGGACUACCUGAACUUCAUCCUGUUCAGCAGUGGUGUGACUAUUUGGAAAGACCACUUGGUCCAAGCCACACCCGAGAACCUCCAGGAGGCCAGGAAGUUUGUGAAGAGCAUCCGGGAUCAAGGCAUGACCAACAUCAAUGAUGGGCUGCUGCGAGGUAUCAGCAUGCUGAACACGGCAUGGGAGGAGCACCAGGUUCCCGAACGAAGCACCUCCAUCGUCAUCAUGCUCACCGAUGGGGAUGCCAACACCGGUGAGAGCAGACCUGAAAAAAUCCAAGAGAAUGUGAGGAAUGCCAUCGGAGGCAGGUUUCCCCUGUACAAUCUGGGCUUUGGCCACAAUCUGAAUUACAACUUCCUGGAGAAAAUGGCCUUGGAGAACAACGGGCUGGCCCGGCGCAUUUAUGAGGACUCGGAUGCCAAUCUGCAGCUGCAGGGCUUCUACGAGGAAGUGGCUAAUCCGCUGCUGACAAGUGUGGAGGUGGCAUACCCCAACAAUGCCAUCCUGGACCUCACCCAGAACAGCUACAAGCACUUCUACGAUGGCUCCGAGAUCGUGGUGGCCGGGCGCCUGGCCGAUGAGGACAUGAACAGCUUUAAGGCGGAUGUGAAAGGGCAUGGGGCCUUGAACGACCUGACCUUCACGGAGGAGGUGGACUUGAAGGAGACAGAGGCGGCGCUGAAGGAGCAAGAGUACAUUUUCGGGAACUUCAUCGAGCGGCUCUGGGCCUACCUCACCAUAGAGCAGCUACUGGAAAAACGCAAGAACGCCCGUGGUGAGGAGAAGGACAAUCUCACUGCGCAGGCCCUGAACAUGUCCCUCAAGUACCACUUUGUGACUCCGCUGACCUCCAUGGUGGUGACCAAGCCCGAGGACAACGAGGAGCAGACGGCCAUCGCUGACAAGCCUGGGGAAGGUGGACCUGAGGGGGAUUCCACACACAGAGGCCUCCCGGACUGGGGAGCCCCAGGCCUGCUGAAGAGGGGGCGGGCCCAGGAGGAAGCCUGGUCAGGGGCUGGACAAGCCAUGUGUCAAGAGACAGACAGGUGUGCGGCAUGGGCCACUGCUGUGAAUCCCACCUUGGCCUUCUUGAACAGCUACCAGCCGCCUCAAAAACCCCCCUACUACGUGGACGGAGACCCCCACUUCAUCAUCCAAGUCCCUGAGAAAGAUGAUGCCAUCUGCUUCAACAUUGAUGAGGAGCCAGGCACAGUGCUGCGUCUCAUCCAGGACCCUGUCACAGGCCUCACGGUUAAUGGGCAGAUCAUUGGUGACAAGCAAACCAGCCAGGACUCCAGCCCUGGAAAGACUUACUUCGGAAAGCUAGGCAUUGCCAGCACUCACCUGGACCUCCGCAUUGAGGUGACCACGGAGAAGAUCAGCCUGUGGAACGAGGUUGGGCGUAGCACGUUCAGCUGGCACGACACGGUCACGGUCACACAAGCUGGGCUGUCCAUGACCAUCAACAAGAAGAAGAACAUGGUGGUUUCCUUUGGAGACGGGGUGACCUUUGUGGUUGUCCUGCACCCAGUAUGGAAGAAGCACCCCCUCCACCAGGAUUUCCUGGGCUUCUAUGUAGUGGACAGUCACCGCAUGUCAGCAUGGACGCACGGGCUACUGGGACAAUUCUUCCACCCGUUUGACUUCGAGGUGUCCGACAUUCACCCCGGCUCUGACCCCACAAAACCAGAUGCCACAAUGGUGGUGAAGAACCACCGGCUGAGAGUCACCAGGGGUUUCCAGAAAGACUACAUGAAGGAUGUCAGCAAUGGCACACAAGUCGCCUGCUGGUUUGUCCACAACAAUGGGCAAGGGCUAAUUGAUGGCACUCACACAGACUACGUCAUCUCCAGCCUGUUCUAAGCGGACAUCCAGACCCCCAGGGAGAUGCCUGGUCCAGGGGCUCCACAGGAAGGAGUGGAACAAUAAAGCCUAACACA